This is a messenger RNA of Ricinus communis (castor bean), 614 nucleotides long. Its product is annotated as classical arabinogalactan protein 1. Lineage: Eukaryota; Viridiplantae; Streptophyta; Magnoliopsida; Malpighiales; Euphorbiaceae. Bases 80 to 469 code for a protein of 129 amino acids. The transcript has a single exon. The record is from RefSeq and is a predicted model, not a curated record.
UCUUCUCCAUUUCUACUCAUUCUUACAGUAUACGCUACUCUCUCUAUCUAAUAAUCUCCGUGUUUCUCUCUCUAUAAAAAUGGCUUACUCAAAUACUGUUUUCUUGGCGUUAACAGCUGCAUUGCUAAUCGGGGCCACUGUAGGACAGUCUCCGUCACCAUCGCCGUCCAAAUCUCCAGUUGCGGCUCCUCCUCGAAAAGCGGCUUCUCCAACGCCAGCUCCUGCUGUUAAAUCACCAACAUCGUCACCAUCACCGGCGACUACACCAGCGGCUGCACCUUCUCCGACCACCAUUGAGUCUCCGCCGUCGCCUCCUACAUCUUCACCUGCUCCUUUUCUUCCUCCUUCUACUAUCUCUACUCCACCAUCUGAAGCCCCUGGUCCCGCACAAAACGGUGCCCCUUCAAAUAGAUUCUCUAUGGCGGGGUUUGCGGCCGUUGGAUUAAUCGGUGCCGUUUUGGCUUUUUAAGGGAUGAUACAGAGUCUAAUGCUUCUUUUUUUUUGUUUCUAUUAUAUUUGUAACAGUAGAGUGGAAUUAUUAUUUGAUUUAUAUAUUUAUUGAUGUUGUUAUCACCUUUUAUUAAUAUUAUUAAUUUUAGAAACAUUUAUUUUAA